AUGUCUCCCGCUUCCGCCACGAAGGCCAAGGUCAACCACUCCGACAAGAACCAGCCUGCCUCGCGAGCUUCCAGCGUCUCCAAAGCUGACCCCGAGAGCCCCGGCAACGAUGCUUCGACUGAUAGCACUGACAACAACUACCUCAAGGAGCUGCAAAAGUACGUGACACUCACGAUCGCAAAUUUGGCCACAUCGGGCCUCCGCAACACGAUCAAGAAACUGAAUGCCACCGCCAAGGUCGACGCCAUUAUCGCCGAAAACCCGGGCAAGUCCCUCGAUGAUCUCGUUGCAGACAAGAUCAUCAACAACGACCAGAAGGCCCAGAUACUGAAGAAACCUGCGCUGCAAGCUACUCUGUCCCAGAUCGAGGAGCAGAUCGGCCACUACAAGCAGUUCGCCGCCCAGUGCGAGGAGCGCCUGGCUAGCCAGAAGAGCGCGCUGCAGAAGGCCCACAUGGAGGAGCUGGACGCUGUUCGUGGGAACGCGAUUGCCGACGCGACGGAGGCUUCUAACCAGGCCCUCCGCGAGCGUCUGCUUACCCUGAGCAAAUUCUUGUGCGCUGCGGCGAACAUCCGCCGCUCUGGUGACUCAGUCUCCCUUGAGAGCCGCUCGUUCGAGGCUGUUCUCUUCCAGGUCUAUGGUGGUUCUCAGGAGGCGGUGGAUUCGAUGAUCAAGCUGAUUGAUGGCUCGGAUGAGAAGUUGGUCGCCGUCGAGGGCGAUGCGCUUGAAUUGACCUAUAACGAUGUGAAAGUGGCUUCCACCAAGUAUUCGCCCGAGGAAGAUGAGACCACUUCAGUCACUGCGCAGACCACCGCCCAGGCCGCCCCAGCCUCGGAUCCUACCCUGGCGAAUGCAGGCCUCACCGAGCUCCAGGAUACCAGCGUUGGUGCCAACAGCUUCGCACGAUCUGACCAGACGGCUCCGCCCGUCCAGAGCAUGGUGGGGGAUUCCGCUAACCCGGUGGCGGAGACUAGCUGGAAUGCUAAUGACCCGACCUCGAUGACUUCUUCGGCCACCACUGACGGAUGGGUGGAAGUGCCUCGCGACCCUGCUGAGACCGAGACUGGCCUCCAGGCCACUCCCGCGGCUCUCGACACUACGGCUGCUGAUGCUUCCGGUGCUAAGGGGAACGGCGGCCGCAGCCGCGGACGUGGUGGACGCAGUCGUGGCGAGGGCUUCCGUGGCCGUGGCCGUGGCGAAGGCCGAGGUCGCGGUGAGGGCCGUGGUCGUGGUCGUGGCGGACGCGGUCGUGGACGCGGUGGUGCUAAUGGUGCCAACGACUCGAACGGCACUACUCCUGCGGCAGAGACCCCCUCGACCAACGGGUUUGGGCCUGACGGAUGGUAA
Molecule: messenger RNA, 1347 nt
Organism: Penicillium riverlandense
Lineage: Eukaryota; Fungi; Ascomycota; Eurotiomycetes; Eurotiales; Aspergillaceae
Exons: 4
Coding region: 1-1347 (448 amino acids)
Source: RefSeq, a predicted model, not a curated record